CUUUUACUCAACACUCAACUUUGGUGAUACAUAGGCGAUACCAUACUGGCCAGCGACCUUAUCAAUGCAGCAUUUAUUCAUCUUCCCCGAGCGCUAUUAUCCACUGACAAUAUUGGACCAAGAAAUUGAUGAAAAACCGACAUUAGUAUCAGAAAACGGAAUCGUCUUCUCUGCAAUCCCUACAUCGAUAAUUACGAAGAAGAAGCAGCAGAUGAAAAGACUCGAAUCCGAACCUGUGGUCGUAAAGGUCGAAGAAAAUCACGAAGAGAUUAUGCUCGACGACGAUCUUCCACUCGCUUACUACUGCAAGCCCUGCGGUGUAUUUUUCGCAUCCCAGGACCUUCUCGAUUCUCAUUUAUUAGCUUACCAUAAGGUAAAGAAGAGAUACGGCUGUAUACAAUGCGGCAAAAGUUGUCGCACAACUCUAAGUCUCCGGCAGCAUAUAAAGCGUCACAAGAGCCUGAAAAGAGCCUACAAGGAAAAGAUUCAGGACGAACAAGAGGAUGUGGAGUACGUAUGCAAGACCUGCGGCAGAGUAUUCCGACACAAGAGCAAUUACCAAAAGCAUCUCGUCAGGCACACAGUAGGCGAUCUGACUUGCAAGCACUGUCCAAAAAAAUUCCGUCUCUUUCGAGAUCUCACGCGUCACGAAAAGACGCACUUUCUACCGAGCUACAUGUGCAAGGAAUGCGAUUACGAAACGACAGUGCUCGCGGCAUUGAGCAUACAUAUGGCAAGGCACACCGAUAAAGCGGAUUUACCCUUUAAGUGCAACGAGUGUGACAAACGAUUCAGAAAGGCAACCGAACUCCAAGAGCACUACAACAUACACUCGGGCGAUAAGCCCUUCGUCUGUCAGGCUUGCCCGAGUGCAUUUUUCCUGAGGAGGCAGCUCUCGGCGCACUGCCGGCGUCUUCACCCAGAAUUGAAAGCGCAAAAGGUGACUAGCACAGCAUGUGACAUUUGCGGCCGGGUUUUGGCCACCAAACGCUCUCUAUUUAGGCAUAAGGAAAGUCAUAACCCGAUCAAAUUGUAUCUCUGUGAUUAUUGUGGUAAGAGCCUGAGUAGUGCGGAACAUCUCAAGAAACAUCGGCGAAUACACACUGGUGAAAAGCCCUAUGUGUGCGACAUAUGUGGAAAAGGAUUCACGGACUCGGAAAAUCUUAGGAUGCACAGGAGAGUCCAUACAGGAGAGAAGCCAUACAAGUGUGAUCAGUGCCCAAAAGCCUUCAGUCAAAGGUCGACUCUGACCAUCCAUAGGAGAGGUCACACCGGGGAGAGACCUUAUGUUUGUCAAAUCUGCCAGAGAGGUUUCUCUUGUCAAGGAAACUUGACGGCUCAUCAGAAGUCAACAUGUGUAUAAAUGCAAAGAAACUGUUUAUUAUUAUUAUACUUUUAUUAAGUAUAUUCUUAUGUUUGAUGAUGCGUAAGUCGAGCCAUAUGAAAAAGAUGCCUUCUUAAUCUAGAAUUAAUUAUUAUAUGAACUAUUAGUGAUUUGUGUGGAUGGCUAAUCUGAUA
Molecule: messenger RNA, 1518 nt
Organism: Ceratosolen solmsi marchali
Lineage: Eukaryota; Metazoa; Arthropoda; Insecta; Hymenoptera; Agaonidae
Product: zinc finger protein 664-like
Exons: 2
Coding region: 65-1363 (432 amino acids)
Source: RefSeq, a predicted model, not a curated record